This is a messenger RNA of Arabis nemorensis, 1305 nucleotides long. The record is from the annotation of a GenBank genome assembly. NCBI's taxonomy places the organism in Eukaryota, Viridiplantae, Streptophyta, Magnoliopsida, Brassicales, Brassicaceae.
AUGUAUAGACUAACCUUGAACUGUCUUGCCUUGAAUGUUCUCCUCUUAAUCUCCUUAUUCACUACGAGCUUCAGGACUUGUGACGCUAGGCACAGUGUAUAUUGGAGAGGAAACCGCAGGUCUAUCGCUGAAGGUGGAGGUUCUGGAAACCACAAUGUCCUUGACUUUGGCGCAAAAGGUGACGGGACAAGUGAUGACACAAAGGCUUUUGAAGAUGCUUGGAAGGAAGCUUGUAAGGUGGCAGCAUCAACAUUAUUAGUGCCAUCUGGUUCAACGUUCCUUGUUGGACCUAUUUCCUUCCUGGGAAAAGAAUGUAAAGAGAACAUCGUAUUUCAGUUAGAAGGAAAGAUCAUAGCUCCAACGAGUUCAAGUACCUGGGGAUCAGGUCUCUUGCAAUGGAUAGAAUUCAAAUCACUUAAAGGAAUCACUAUAAAAGGAAAAGGGGUAAUAGAUGGACGAGGAUCAGUAUGGUGGAACGACAUGGGUACGAAAAUGCCACAAACUAAACCAACAGCUUUGAGGUUCUAUGGGAGUAACGGUGUAACGGUCAAUGGAAUAACCAUACAGAACAGCCCUCAAACCCACCUCAAGUUUGAUAACUGCAUAAGCAUUCAAGUGUUUGAUUUCACAACUUCAUCCCCUGGAGAUUCCCCAAACACAGAUGGAAUCCACCUGCAAAACUCUCAAGAUGCGAUGAUUUACCGCAGCACACUGGCUUGUGGAGAUGACUGUAUAUCAAUUCAAACUGGAUGCUUGGAUAUCUACAUACACGAUGUAGACUGUGGGCCUGGCCAUGGAAUUAGCAUUGGAGGACUAGGAAAGGAGAAAACAAAGGCAUGUGUUUCAAACAUCACGGUUCGUGAUGUCACGAUGCAUGAAACUACAAAUGGUGUUCGAAUAAAAUCUUGGCAGGGAGGGUCAGGGUCUGUAAAACAAGUUACGUUUUCAAAUAUUCAAGUCAGCGAAGUAGCCAAUCCGAUAAUAAUUGAUCAAUAUUACUGCGAUGGUGGUGGAUGCAACAAUGAAACUUCAGCAGUCGCUGUAUCAAACAUAAACUACAUAAACAUAAAAGGUACCUACACAAGGGAACCAGUACGUUUUGCCUGCAGUGAUAGCUUGCCAUGCACAGGAAUCUCAUUGUCGACCAUAGAGCUUAAGCCGGCCACAGGAAAAGCAAGCUUACGUGAACCUUUCUGCUGGGAAGCACACGGUGAACUAAAAACUGAGACUCUUCCACCAAUAAAAUGUUUGAAAACAGAAAAGUCACCAGGAGCUGCAAGUCAGUCUAACAAUGAUGCUUGCUGA